UAAUAAUUAUUCUACCCCAAUUAACUAUAAUUAAAUAAUUUUUUGAUCUACGCUUCAAAAGUGUAAAUAUAUUUUUAACGGCCAGUUUAUUCUUGAUAAUCAAUAGUAAUAGUCGAUAGGUACGGUGGUAGCGGCUUGUUAAAAGAAAUUAUAUUUUCAAGAAUACCUAAUUAUAAAGAUGCCGUCCUACUGGGAAGUAAACGAGGAGAAUUUUUAUAAUCAAGUUUAUAAGGAAAUGGGCAAAACUAAAUCGGAAAUCUUUGAGUAUGUGGAAAUACUUAAGAAGUGGGCGAGCGAACAGCCGCAUUUUCCAGAGGUGCCGCCUGAGAAUGGUCUAUUAUUUUCGAUAGUAGCUUGUAAAUUCAGUAUUGAAAAAGCGAAAAGAAAAAUAGACAUGUACUAUACCAUAAGAAAUCUUAUGCCCGAUAUUUAUCAAGAACAUCCAUUUUCUCCCAAAAUGCAAAAAGCCCAACAAGUUUGCUAUUUUUUUCCCCUUCCAAAACCUUCAAAGGAAGCCCACAGGGUGGUUUAUUGCAAAUUUGACCCAAGGUAUAAACCAGAAGAUUUUCACCAUGAAGAUUUCGUGAUUCAGUUGAUUCAAAUAAUCGAAAUUUAUCUUCAAGAAGACAAAUCUUUUUAUUUUUCGUUGAUUAUUGACUGCGAACCUGUUAAACUGGGGCACAUUUCCAGAUUCAAUCCCAUGAUUAUAAAAAAACUGGGAACCUGUGUGGAGAAAGUUUACGCCAACAGAGUGGCAGCAGUCUAUUUAAUCAAUUUUUAUGCCAGUUUAGAAACUUUAGUUAAUACAGUUUUUAAGCCAUUUUUGCCAAAGUUAGUAGCAGAUAGGAUGCAUAUUAUGAACGGUACUGAAGGACUUUUUAAAAUUUAUGAUAAAUCCAUACUUCCAAAAGACAUUGGGGGAGAAGAAAAGUCUCUUGAUGAGUUACGAGAGGGUUGGAUUGAAAAAUUACGUGAAUGGAAGCCAAGGUUUGACAAAAUCCAGUACAUGAAAGUAGACGAAUCCAAAAGGCCUUCGAAAUUAGAAAACGAUGACGUGUUGGGGUACUAUGGAAGUUUUAGACAAAUCGGAGUAGAUUAAAAUCUAAUUGAUAAUAAAUAUUGUAGUUAUAAGAGGUUCUAAUAAAGGCCUUUUUUUAUCCAAA
Messenger RNA from Anthonomus grandis grandis, 1163 nucleotides. Its product is annotated as retinol-binding protein pinta-like. The transcript is spliced from 7 exons. Gene Ontology annotation, molecular function: phosphatidylinositol bisphosphate binding. Bases 179 to 1099 code for a protein of 306 amino acids. NCBI's taxonomy places the organism in Eukaryota, Metazoa, Arthropoda, Insecta, Coleoptera, Curculionidae. Gene Ontology annotation, cellular component: membrane. The record is from RefSeq and is a predicted model, not a curated record.